AUGGCGCUACAAGGACUUGAAGAUAAAUCACAAGUUCUGACAGCGUCAGUUUUCUGGUACUUUACAUGGAAAGAUGAAAUAUUCAGAUGGGAUCAUUACAUGGAAUAUAAGAACAUAUCAAGACUGACAGUUAAAGUCAGUGAUGUAUGGGUUCCCGAAAUAUAUAUUGUAAAUGAUGUAAGGGACAUGCCUAUUAGAAGUACUGGAGAUAAUAAAGAGUAUGUGAUUGUCAGAUCAAACGGUUACAUGACAUGGUUUCCAGCAAAAGAAUUGCAAACUUCAUGUGCAGUUGAUGUUUCAAAAUAUCCAUUUGAUACACAGGCAUGUACCAUCAUAAUGGAGGCCUGGUACCAUGACAACACAAGCUUUUUUCUUAACACAAUGGGAUCUGGAAUAGAAAUAUCGGAAGUUCACUUUGUUGAAAAUGGAGAAUGGGACAUUCUUAAUUUAUCAGCAUAUCCAUUCCAGUACCAGGAUUAUGCGGAUAAUUCGUCUGCUUAUUCAUCUCAAAGCAUGCCUUCCUCGUCAUUUACGAUUUCGUACCUAAAAUAUCUCAUCAGUUUGCAGAUUUUAGUAAGCGGAAUAACAAUUUUAAUAGUUGCAAUAAAAAAAAAUGAUCUUGAUGCUCUGUAA
Messenger RNA from Mytilus californianus (California mussel), 633 nucleotides. RefSeq names its product neuronal acetylcholine receptor subunit alpha-6-like. Gene Ontology annotation, molecular function: transmembrane signaling receptor activity; neurotransmitter receptor activity; extracellular ligand-gated monoatomic ion channel activity. The coding region runs from base 1 to 633 and encodes 210 amino acids. The transcript has 3 exons. Gene Ontology annotation, biological process: nervous system process; signal transduction; regulation of membrane potential. Gene Ontology annotation, cellular component: neuron projection; membrane; synapse. The record is from RefSeq and is a predicted model, not a curated record. Lineage: Eukaryota; Metazoa; Mollusca; Bivalvia; Mytilida; Mytilidae.